AGUGGGUAAACAGCCUGAUAACGGUCAGCUGAAAUCAACUAAGAUGCUUAAUAACACAUCUAGUUGUGAAAAACUGCAAAUGGUGUUGCUACCCGCAGUGUAUGGUAUUGAGUUCUUUGUGGCAUUGGCUGGUAAUUUAUUUGCACUGUUGCUAUUAGUGAAGAAAGAAAGAAGAAACUGGCACACUGGUGUAGUUCUGUCCUGUAACUUGGCCAUCAGUGACCUCCUUUAUAUUCUGACCCUUCCACUGUUGAUAGUCUACUACAGACUGGAGAAACACUGGAUAUUUAGUGAUGCUGUGUGCAAAAUGGAGAGGUUUCUUUUUACCUGCAACUUAUACGUGAGCAUCUUCUUCAUCAUGGGGAUUAGUGUGAACCGAUGUGUGGCCCUUGCAUACCCCUUUUUCACCCGAAAUCACCUGCGGCCUUCACACGCCAAGGCUUUCAGUGUCGCCAUCUGGAUCCUGGUGGCAGCCAUUUGCUGCCCUGUGUUAAAGUUUGCCUCUGUUUGCCCUUUGACCCCUACGAACAAGACUCUGUGCGUAUCCUAUUGCGACAAUGGUGUCCAUGGAGUUGAAAGAGCCCACUUCAAUUACAAAAUUUUUCUUGCCGUGUUUGGAUGUCUUGUUCCGUUCUUAGUGACUUUCACUUCAUACUGUGUGGUAAUCUGGGUGGUAUGGAAGAAUGCGAACAUAUCCACACUGGAGAAACAUAAGGUGGCCCUAAUGGUCGUCUCAGUCAUUGUGCUGUAUAUCAUUUCCUUUGUGCCUUACCACAUUUUUCAGAGCUAUCACUUCUACUUGAAAAUAAUGUAUCCCAAUGACUUUGUCUGUUGGGCCUACAAUCUUUACCAAGUUUCCAAGGGGCUGGCAACUCUGAACAUGUGCAUCCAUCCUCUCCUUUAUAUGGCUGUGUUUGACAGCAUCAGAAUAGCCUGCUGUGGUAAGAGUCAAGAGGACAUUGACAGGAGAGACAUAAAUUAGUAGCCUAGUAUUAAAAGUGUUGUUUCUUGAUAAGAUAUUGUGCUGUGAGGGGAAAUUGAGUGGACAAUCAUUUGUGGGUUGUUGUAAAAGUGUAAAAUAUCUAUUGCUGAGACCUCAGCUGUAGUAUCUGUGUUUUGUUUUGUUUUUUACUGUCAUUUUUAUUGUGUACAUACUUUUCUAUGCCAUUGGCACUGACAUAUAAUCACAUCUGCAAUAAAG
Molecule: messenger RNA, 1201 nt
Organism: Lampris incognitus (smalleye Pacific opah)
Lineage: Eukaryota; Metazoa; Chordata; Actinopteri; Lampriformes; Lampridae
Gene: p2ry11
Product: purinergic receptor P2Y11
Exons: 1
Coding region: 44-982 (312 amino acids)
Biological process (GO): cellular response to ATP; G protein-coupled receptor signaling pathway; calcium-mediated signaling
Cellular component (GO): plasma membrane
Molecular function (GO): neurotransmitter receptor activity; G protein-coupled ATP receptor activity
Source: RefSeq, a predicted model, not a curated record